UGUUUAAAUAUUAAAAUUCGUAAUCAACACUUCAAUUUAGAUUUAUUAUCAUAUCACAAAAAAAAAAGAAAAGAACAAAUAUAAGAUUUUUAAGGAGGGUUUUCGUAGACAUUGAUAAACGGUGGUUUUCGUUAGGCAAUUAAUAAAGCCGGGGGUUCAAAAAGAAAGAGGAAGGUUCCGUUUUCUCUCUAGAAUUCCCAGACUGACGCGUUGACGGAUCAAUUCUUCUUCCUCCGAUAGAUGUUAGUCCGACUUUGUUGGAAGAAUUUCUUCUUCGUGUGAUCGAAAAAUAAAAACGAGAUCCGAUCUAUUCUUGGACCGUUGACAACAAAUGUCCAUUUCUCUUCCCCACGAGUGACUAUAAAUUAUUUUUAGAUACACACAGAAGUAAUUUUAAAACCAGUCUUACUUGAUUCAUUUCCUAAAACGCAUCUAAAUGAUAAUCGUAGAUUUCGUAUACUUGCUUGUGUUCGUUAUAAAUGUGGCAAAAUGUGGAAAACCGAUCGAAAUCGCGAUAUUACUUGACAACGAAACCGACCAAGACUUGUAUAAAGUGAUCGAUUAUAUCGCGAGAAGACAUCAAGUCGAUUCCAAAUAUGUAUUAACCCCCCAAAUAAUUAACGUCAAAGAUAUGGAUAGUUUACGGUUGGAACAAACAAUUUGCAACAACCACCUAGCCCAAAGAGGAAUUCACGCCAUUUUUGGAUCAUCACCAAACAAUGAUAUAGUUCAAUCCAUCUCUAGGAACCUCGAAAUAGUUCAAUUUCAAAACUUUUUUAACCCGGAUAUUGAACGGGACGUUUUUAGUCAAGAAAAACCUGAAGAAACUACCAUUUUUAAUUUAUACCCUGAGUUUAAAUUAUUUGCGAAAGCUUUAGCCGCUUUAGUUAAUGAUAUGGAUUGGAGAACUUAUACUAUUAUUUAUGAGGAUGAUAAUAGUUUAAUUCGUUUACAAGAGGUUUUAAAAAUCAGUCAAAACGAUGAUUUUCCGGUUAAAAUACGCAAAUUAUUACCGGGGGAUGAUCAAAGGCCCCUUUUAAAAGAAAUGAAGCUAAAAUCCGAAUUAAAUAUAAUAUUAGAUUGCUCCCCGGAUAAAAUAAUCGGAUUUUUACAACAAGCUUCAAUUUAUAAUUUAACCGGAGAAUAUUACAAUUACAUUUUAACAUCGUUGGAUGCGCACACGUUGGAUUUUGCUGAUAUUAUCGAUUAUGGCGCGAAUAUAACAACUUUGAGAUUAAUAGAUCCAAAUAGCGAACAAAUUAAGUACAUGGUAAAAGAUUUUAAAUUAAUGGGAGAUCAAUACAACGAAGACUUUAAAGCAACAUCCAGUUUAUUUCAAUUAAAAACCGCCUUAAUAUACGAUAGCUUAGUAAUUUUUUUAACAGCCUUCGAACAAUUAUCAUUAAGACAUCCCCCGGUGGCAUUACCGCAAAAUUGCAAGAUUCCUGAACCAUCAAAAGACGGAUUUAGAAUUGCCGAAUACAUAAAAAGCAAAACCUUUGAAAACGAAACUAUACACGGUCCAAUAUCCGGUCCGAUAAGAUUUGAUAAAUUCGGACGAAGAAUUAAUUUUAAACUCGAAAUAAUCGAACUCAUAAAAGAUGGAUUUCGAUUAUCGGCUAAUUGGUUUUCGGAAAAUCCAAAAAAAUUAGAAUACGUCGUAAGUGAAGAAGAGCGAAAACAAGAAUUCGAAAAACACAUUACCCAAAAAGUAUUUCGCGUCGUUUCGCGAAUUGGAGCUCCUUACUUAAUGUAUGCGAAACCCACGAAAAAAGGGCAAAUUUUGGAAGGAAACGCACGGUUCGAAGGCUUUUCUAUGGAUAUAAUCGAUGAGAUAGCGAACAUUUUGAAUUUUACUUAUCAAUUCGAAUUGGUCCAUGAUAACAAUUAUGGAAGUUACGAUCCGGUUAAAAAGGAAUGGAACGGUUUGGUUCGUAACAUUUUAGAUUGGAAGGCCGAUUUGGCAAUUUGCGAUUUAACGAUAACUUAUGAAAGGGGAAAAGCCGUUGAUUUUUCUAUGCCUUUUAUGACUUUGGGGAUAAGCAUCUUGUUUAGCAAGGAUACUAAACAGCCGACGAAUCUUUUUGCGUUUAUGAAACCUUUGUCUUUGGAUAUUUGGCUUUAUAUGGCAACAGCUUUUGUUGUUAUGUCUAUUUUGAUUUAUGUAGCGGCAAGGUUAGCCCCUCAAGAUUGGGAAAAUCCGCAUCCUUGCGAUCCCCAUCCGAAAGAAUUAGAGAACAUUUGGAGCUUAAAAAAUUGUUUUUGGUUAACGAUGGGGUCAAUUAUGGCUCAAGGAUGCGAUAUUUUACCGAAAGGAGUUUCAACAAGAACAAUCGCUGGAAUGUGGUGGUUCUUCUCCUUAAUCAUAACCUCCUCAUACACGGCAAACUUAGCGGCGUUUUUAACAAACGAGCGUUUAGGACCAACAAUAGAAAACGCGGAAGAUUUAGCGAAACAAAGCGAAAUAAAAUACGGUUGUCUUCAAGGAGGUGCAACAUCGACGUUUUUCCGUGAUUCGAAUUUCUCGACGUACCAAAAGAUGUGGCGUUCGAUGCAGAUAGCUCAACCGAGUGUUUUUGAAAGUAAUAACAAGGAUGGGGUUAAAAGGGUAAUUUCGAGUAAGCAGAAAUACGCGUUUUUAAUGGAAAGCUCUACGAUUGAAUACGAAAUGGAACGAAAUUGUGAUUUGAUUCAGGUCGGGGGGUGGUUGGACACGAAGAAUUACGGAAUCGCGAUGCCGAUGAACUCGCCAUAUAACGCAGCUAUUAGUAGGGCGGUUUUAAAGAUGCAAGAAGAACAGAAAUUACAUAAACUUAAAGAGAAAUGGUGGAAGGAAAUGUAUGGUGGGGGUCAAUGUGGACAAGAAGAAACGUCUUCGGAUGAUUCAGCGGCCGAACUUGGGAUAGACCACGUCGGUGGGGUUUUUGUUGUACUUCUAGGCGGACUUGGAAUCGCGUUAAUUAUUGCAAUUGCUGAGUUUUUAUGGAACGUAAGAAAAGUAUCCGUUGAAACUCAGAUUUCACCCAAAGAAGCGUUUCUAAACGAAUUAAAGUUUGCCGUCGAUGUUUCGAAGAGAAAGAAAGCUGUGUUAAAACGAAAUAAUUCGUGAUUAAUUAUGUAUCAAUUAAAAAUGGGCUUCUAA
This is a messenger RNA of Onthophagus taurus, 3142 nucleotides long. RefSeq names its product glutamate receptor ionotropic, kainate 2. Gene Ontology annotation, biological process: monoatomic ion transport. Gene Ontology annotation, cellular component: membrane. The record is from RefSeq and is a predicted model, not a curated record. NCBI's taxonomy places the organism in Eukaryota, Metazoa, Arthropoda, Insecta, Coleoptera, Scarabaeidae. Gene Ontology annotation, molecular function: ligand-gated monoatomic ion channel activity; signaling receptor activity.